This is a messenger RNA of Penicillium antarcticum, 474 nucleotides long. RefSeq names its product monothiol glutaredoxin GRX5. The record is from RefSeq and is a predicted model, not a curated record. NCBI's taxonomy places the organism in Eukaryota, Fungi, Ascomycota, Eurotiomycetes, Eurotiales, Aspergillaceae. The transcript is spliced from 3 exons. The coding region runs from base 1 to 474 and encodes 157 amino acids.
AUGUUUUCCAGAGCUAUUGCCUCGGCUUUCCGCCCGGUCUCACGGCCAACCUUCUUGCGCCCCGUCCGCUCGGCCAUCCAGUUCCCCUCCGGUCCCUCUAUCCCUUCUGCUCUCCAUGCUCGCCUCUUGUCCAAUGAGACCCGGACAGCGAUUGACAAGGCCGUUGCCUCCGCCCCGGUCGUUCUGUUCAUGAAGGGUACCCCCGAGACACCGCAGUGUGGUUUCUCGCGGGCCAGCAUUCAAAUCUUGGGUCUGCAGGGCGUUGACCCCAAGAAGUUCGUUGCAUUCAACGUGCUUGAGGAUGCUGAGCUGCGUCAAGGUGUGAAGGAGUACUCAGAGUGGCCGACAAUUCCCCAGCUAUACCUGGAGAAGGAGUUCAUUGGUGGUUGUGAUAUUCUGAUGUCUAUGCACCAGAAUGGCGAGCUUGCAAAGCUUCUCGAGACUAAGGGUGUCUUGGUCGCGGCCGAUGAAUAA